Vicia villosa (hairy vetch) is the source of this 2016-nucleotide messenger RNA. Its product is annotated as FBD-associated F-box protein At5g38590-like. Lineage: Eukaryota; Viridiplantae; Streptophyta; Magnoliopsida; Fabales; Fabaceae. Bases 1 to 2016 code for a protein of 671 amino acids. The transcript is spliced from 7 exons. The record is from RefSeq and is a predicted model, not a curated record. Gene Ontology annotation, molecular function: protein binding.
AUGUAUAGGGCUAUAAGUAGCCAUCCUCACAAGGUUCCUAGGCGUGAAUAUAAGGAUUUACAUAAAAUAAUUAUUACAUCAACUACUAUAGAGGUUAUGCUUGAAAGCCUUAAUCAAAUUCUGAAUCUAAAUGCUGCUGGUACGUUAUCUUCUCAAGUUGUUGGUCAAGAUGCUAGGAAAGAUGUUGAGACAUUGGAUGAAGUGACUCCCCAUGAAGAUGAAGAUUGUGAUCUCAUUAUUCAUAAUGUUGAGCAAGUUGUUGCUGACAACAUAGGGAACAACUUGCAGUCAUCUGGAGCAAAGAAAGUUGCUGCAGAAAAGUGUAUGGUUAAAAGAAAAUUCACACCAAAGAGAAAGAAGGCUCCUGCAGUAGAAGAUGUGGAGGGAGAUGUUAACAAAAAUUUGAGUAUAGGUUACUUAGAAUAUUUUCAAAAGUUUUCUACACAUACUAAGCUCAAUAGAAGAAGGAGUGAAGGGAAAGUGACAAAAGUGAGUGUUAUGGAGGAAGAAGUAGAUUUGAUCAACAAUCUUCCUGAUGUACUUCUAAUUUCAAUCAUUUCUUUACUUCCAGGCAUGGAAGGUGUGAGAACAAGCGUGCUUUCUAAGCGUUGGGAAUCGCUAUGGAAGUACUCUUCUCACCUUGGUUUUAACCAAUUUCAAAUAUUGAAUUCUUUGGUCGAAGAACACAUUCAAAAUCCUGACCAAAGAAAGCGCCAUGAAAUGGUUAUUAACCAUCAGAUUUGUAUUGAAGAGGAUGAAGUCUUAGAUACAAUUGCAGAAGCUUCCAUGUUGAUUGAAUCAAUUAUGGACAAUCACAUUGGUCCUUUAAAAAGUUGUAGCAUUCAACAUUUGCCUGAGAGUUGUGAAAAUAGGGAUGUUGUGGGGUGGCUGAAGAAACUAUUGGGGAAAGGGGUUGUUAAAGUUUCAAUGGAAUGUGAAUCAACUGAUUAUCUUCAUAAACUAACAAAUAUGUUUUCAAGGGAUACAUAUGGGAACCUUUAUUUUCCUUUUAAUAUUUUCUCAAGUUUUAAGGUUCUUGAGUUGAAGAACUAUCAUUUUAAAACUAUACCCUCACCUAACUUUCAGCCGAUCUUAAAAACUCUUACCCUUAAUAAAGUGUGUAUUAUAUCAAAGAUCUUUCGUGGGAUUCUCUCUCAUUGUCCAUCUCUUGAAAACCUCACCCUUGAGAAAUGCAUUUUCAUGAGAGAUAAGAUUAAAAUUGUAAGUCAAAGUCUCAAAUAUAUUAAAAUUUGUCAUUUGAAGGCACGUAUGAUUUUGGUUUCUGCCAUUAAUGCAGAAGUCAUGGAGAUUGACUCUAUUAUUUGUAAUUAUCAAGAUCUGAUUUUUAAUACCCCAAAACUUCAUGUUUUGUGUGCUUACUAUGAUGCUAAAAGGCGUGAGCAAAAUUUCUCUGCAUAUGAAAAUAAACUUUUGACGCCAAGGGAUAUUAUUGAAAUUUGCGGUGGCAUUAUGGGCCGUCAAGGUUCAAGCAUGGGAAUUAUACUGAAAAAUUUGACUACUCUUUGCCUUGAUUUUGAUUUGAAUAACAAUAGAAAUACUAUAGCUAUUUCUUUUGCCCUCAAGUCCUGCGUCCAACUAAAGUAUCUUCAAAUAAAUAACCAGGUCAAUUGGGAUUACACAGAUGGAAUAGAUGGUCAGAAUGACAUUGAUUGUCUUCCUUACCCUAUAGGUUUGUUUUGGCCAGAAAGAGAGCCAUGUGAGUGUAUCAAACACAAUCUAAAGUCCUUAUGUAUAAAGGGAUACAAAGGUGGAGAGUUUGAAGUUGAAUUCGUUAAGUACUUAAUAUUAAAUGGCGGAGUUAUGAAGAAUAUAACCAUUUGGUUUUUGGAUGAUUGCUCUUGGAUUGAAGUCGUAGCAACUAUAUGUUUGUUAUCAUAUCCAAGGAACUCUCCCAAACUAUCCAUUGAUUUGAAGCCUGAGAAAAAAUAUAUCAGAGAAGAUGGCGAUAGCUUUGAAAAGUGGUGGCCAACACAUUCGAACAAAUACUUGCAGUAA